AUGCUUCACGGUUGCCGCCUCCACCCAGCAACCGAUCAUAGACUCAGCUCGGUUUUAGGCGUGAUCCAGGACCGUCUCGACUUGCCAUUUGAGCUGGAUGUGACCAAGCUCAAGACUGAUUGUUUAGGUCGUUCGACCUUGAACCCGGAGACGGGAUGCACCGCAAACCCGCGAGGGAGGACCCACACAUUCAUCGGCGCAACGAGGCUGAAAGUCUCGGCCUCGACGAACAAGACACCCGCCAAGGCUCUGGCCUACUUCCACAAGCAAAUCCGCGACCACUCUUUUUUCGAAAAGUUCAAAGAGGACUUCAAGGAAUUGGAGGAAGCUCGGCGCGAUGUCCACGACCGAUACAAAUCUGACGACCCGGCAAUCAUGAGCAAACAUGCGUUGCGGUGGUGCAAUGCAUACAGUGGCGAUUGGGUGAAGAAUGCGAACACGGCCCAACAUGUUCGGGAGAAGUGA
This is a messenger RNA of Zymoseptoria tritici IPO323, 465 nucleotides long. RefSeq lists its product as uncharacterized. The transcript is spliced from 2 exons. The coding region runs from base 1 to 465 and encodes 154 amino acids. The record is from RefSeq and is a predicted model, not a curated record. Lineage: Eukaryota; Fungi; Ascomycota; Dothideomycetes; Mycosphaerellales; Mycosphaerellaceae.